CACUGAGCUGAUUGGACCGGCGGAGUGUGAAUCAUACUCUGACCCCAUCGAUCAGCAAUCUAUCAUCUAUAACCCAGUCAGCACUCCGAACCCGUACCAGACCCGCGUUCAGGUACGCCGCACGUCGCCUUUUCAGGUCUCCCCGGGUCCGCUGACAGUCCCACCGUGGGUCGCUGCACCGUUCCAGUUCAAGAGCAGUUGCUUGACGUCGCUACAGUUAGCGAUCGCAGUUCUGUUCCGCACUGCUCAAGAGGGCAAACUGAGUCGGAGAUUCCGGGGAAGACCUACUAUGCUGUACUCCGAAGACGAAGAUGACAAAGCCUUCCUUCUCAGACUCAUGAAUAUCAACUUGUCCCAACCCGAUCUGGAACCCUCCGAAGAAAUCGGAAUCGCACUGUCAACACCCUCCAUCUUGUCGAUUGUCACCUACACACUGACCUUCUUGCUGGGUGUCCCCGGAAACGUGGUCGUCAUCUGGGUUUCGGGCUUCAAGAAGAUGGGGGGCAAGGGCAGAGUGGGUUUCCUGAACCUAGCUGUAGCGGACCUGACUUACUGCCUUACCCUCCCCUUCUUAUCGGGCAACGUGGCUUCCAACUAUCUCUGGCCCAGAGAUAAUGUCCUCUGUAAGCUCCUUCCCUCCGCCAUCGUCCUCAACAUGUCCGCCAGCGUCUUCCUGUUGACCCUGAUCAGUGUCGACCGCUGUUUUGCCGUCUUUCAACCCUUCUGGUACCGGCAACGGAGGAAUGCCUGUAAGCACGCAGCCUGCCUCGUGGCCUGGGGCCUUGCCUUCCUCAUGUGCUUGCCCACCCUGCUGAUGCGGCAGGUGGUCAGCUAUCCGGAGACGGGCUUGGUGUACUGCAGCUUCAACUACACCGGGACUUAUUUCGGGGAACAUACCAAGGCCGUAGUGGAGGUGACUCGGGCGACCUUGGCGUUCGCCAUCCCCUUCCUGAUCAUGGCAUCCUGCUACCUCCUGAUCGGCUGGAAGCUGAAAAGAGGCAAAGUCGCCCGGUACAGAAAGCCCAUCCGCCUCAUAUCGGUCGUGCUCGCCGCCUUUUUUCUGUGUUGGUUGCCGUAUCACAUUUGUGGCCUAGCCCAGGCUUUCUCCACCCAUCGCGCGGCCUUGCUCUGGGACAAUAUGUCCAUUGGCCUGGCUUCCCUCAACAGUGCCCUGAACCCCAUUCUCUACGUCUCCGUCGGUCAAAACUUCCGUCAGGUUUUCAAGCGUUCCCCCAUCACCUUGCUCCGCCAGGCCUUCACCGACGAGGCGGAUGGAGUUGAUUCGCAGCAAACCGAUCAGCCUAACCAACCAGGACGCCAGGUCUGAGGGCGAACUCCUGAUCGCCCAUGGUUCGAACACUCCCCACCCCACCCCUUCCCACUCUUCCAAUGUCCCGCCGUUGUCGCCUGGUGCCGCGGGGCCUGCCGAUUCAAGCAUCCGGUCCAGUGAACCAAUCAUUUAGGGUCGUUAGACAUCGUUGUUCUGCAGGUGACUGGGUUAUCACUCUAUUAUCUACCCGAGUGCUUUACCCAAACAGUUACGAGGCACCCUGUAAAAAAGAAAUUGCCCCCACGUCCAGCUUAGUGGCGUCGACGUGUUCCACUAUAAACUGGUUUGCUGGUUUCUGGGCAGGUCCUCCUCCUUGCAACGCUAACCAGAUAUGACGAUGACCGCUCCAUAAUUUUCUGCCACUCCACCUCCAACAGGUUCCCCUAUCAAGAUCCCCCUCAGCCUCCUACGCUCCCGACCCCCAGCCUCUCCGAUCUCUCCUCGGAACCGAAAUGCGCCAUCCCGGGCAGCGUCCUGUGAAAUCACCCCUUCACCCUUUUAAAUGCAGUCAUUUCAUUCCUAUAGUUUGGGGAUCAGCUGCGGGCUGGCCAAAGGUUUAUAAAGUUUACUUUCCUAAUCUCCUUAUUUGAGGAGGAAUGAACAGGUGCAAGUCGGCGGUCGAUGAAAUCUGAAGAAAAACGAAGUUACAACUGAAACAAACUGGAAAUGCAAACUUAAACUAGCUGUUUGCAAAUGGGAUAGCUCUUAUAUUUUCGAUUGAAAUCAUGUUAAUUCGAGUUUAUUGUCACGUGCACAAGCCUAGUGAGGCAGAGCACCGCAGGCAGAUAAGAAACAAGGUGUACGGAGGGGUUGAAUAAAAUUGGAUUAUUGCCUGAAGGGAGAGCCAGUGGCAACUUAUAAAUUUGCGAGAGGUGUAUGUAGUCAACGUAAGAGUUAUAAAGCUUAAUCGUU
Molecule: messenger RNA, 2242 nt
Organism: Hypanus sabinus (Atlantic stingray)
Lineage: Eukaryota; Metazoa; Chordata; Chondrichthyes; Myliobatiformes; Dasyatidae
Product: C3a anaphylatoxin chemotactic receptor-like
Exons: 2
Coding region: 290-1327 (345 amino acids)
Biological process (GO): inflammatory response; phospholipase C-activating G protein-coupled receptor signaling pathway; complement receptor mediated signaling pathway
Cellular component (GO): plasma membrane
Molecular function (GO): complement component C5a receptor activity; G protein-coupled receptor activity
Source: RefSeq, a predicted model, not a curated record